GGAUUCUUCUUUCGUCUGUUUGGGGAUUUUUUGUUAAAAAGCAAGAGAUGGUCAAUCCUGUUUCACCGAUGUGUCUGUUUAGAGAAGAUGCCAAACCCAACGGUGAGAGAGUUCAAUCUUACAGCGAGCUACCCUUCACUGACGACAUCGCUAACAGUUUGUAUGCUCUCCAACUACUAUUGUUGCACUCUGUCCCCGUUAUUAGAGAAUUACAAUUCCCUGACCCUGAUCUAGACGCAGAUGGUAAUUCCGAAAUGGAGGAUAUUUUCACAAAAAUUGAACGUCUUUGGAGUUUGAAGUUGGAUCUUGUUUGGAAAAUCGAUAAGACAUCGACGGUAUCUAUUCUCAGUGGAGAAGGUAACGGUGACCUGCUGGGCAGUGCCUCAUGGGUGGAAGACAAAGAUAAUGUUGGUGUUGACCAAAUGAUCCAACUUAUAGGCGAGCAACACAAAUUCACUGCCUCCAUGUUUGGCGGUGGUUUGUUGGCUGACUUUCUUACCGAUGAUAGAAAUGAUAACAAUGACUUAGCACUCAUGACUCCUUGGAUGAGGUCAGAAAAGGAGAAGGCUAGUGAUCAGGAGGAGGGUAGUGGUAAGCAGCAUCCCUCAACUGUUGAUCAUAUAAAAGCAUCUGGUUGUAAAUCAGGCGAAGCAUACGGUAGCAGGUUUUUGGAGCAUGUUCUUGGCAUUCUACUUAGAGAUAAUGCCACCAAGGAGAAGUCCUUGGUAGAAGAAUCCAAACUUGACUUCAACGAGGCGCUGCAUACAGAGGAGAAGUUGCUUAAUGCAGCGCAGCCACCAGAGGUUAUGGACAUGUUCAUAAACAGCAUAAGGAUUGCGUGGCUAGCAAAACAUGCAUUUGAUCGACAAUAUACUGUCGCAUUCCUUGAUGCCACAUUUGUGUACGAAUUAAAAAGUAAGCACUACCUCAAGUUCAGCAAGACAACAAAUAAAGGGAUGUAUGGAUUUGAUCCUGAUGUUCUAGAGUGCACCCCCACUGGUUUUGAAAGGCUUUACAUAACUUUUCUUUAUGACAAGCAGCAUUGGGUUGACCUCUCCGUUCAUAUGAAUGAUUACAAUAUUAGUAUCAUUGAGUGUUAUUGUGGGUUAUGGCGGGAAUCGAAGCUCAAGACAGCUGUUCAUGCAUUGGCAAAUAUGUUACUAUACCUGUUUCGAAUUGCUUCCAACCAAGGCGGGAAAAAUAAAAAUAGUUUGCAGCCGUUUGGGAUACAUAGGGAGAAAGAGAUACAGUAUGCAUGUUUUAUUAGACAGUCAGGAGUCAUGGCUGCCCAUUUAAUUGAAGCUCAUGCUAAUGGCGAGACUACAUCUUGCAAACUUGUGAAGCUUGUUGAUGUGUUCACUAUUGCAAAGAAGUACAUGAUUGCUGCAUACGAGUUAGCAAAUGGGCCAGUUUGAGUCUUCUUGCACCCUAAUCUACCUUUUGAGACAUUUUUCUUGUGAUAUUUUAACCUUCUUGCCCUUUAUGUUUUGUAUAGGUAUACCGAGAGUUUUAUCUGC
Molecule: messenger RNA, 1517 nt
Organism: Arabidopsis arenosa
Lineage: Eukaryota; Viridiplantae; Streptophyta; Magnoliopsida; Brassicales; Brassicaceae
Source: the annotation of a GenBank genome assembly